CCCUGUCUGUCAUCGGCCCACAUCGUUUCCAAACAAAUUUCCUUCAAAUUUCUCCAUUCGAACAAUUUCAUUUCAAUCCAAUCCCAUCCCAUUUCACUCCUUUGUUUCUGUUCUUCAAUUUGUGAAUCGCAUUUAUAUAUGUUCGAAUCAAAACAUAUUGAAAACCAAAUCUCAGCUGUUGAUUGCAGUAGCGUUAAUGGCGAUGGCGACGAGAAUCGUAAAAGAAUCGCGACGGCCGAAAUCAGGCGCGAUGAUGAUGAUGACGACGACGACGACGACGACGACGAUGACGAUGGAAAAACGGAGAUCGGUAAAAAAGGCUUUGGAAAAGCGAAACAGGUGAUGUUCUAUCCAUUUCGAAAGGCGAAGAAACAGAUUCUUCGGUGUAGGAUUAAGAGGACCUCUUCUUGUUCUUCUUCGAUUUUUAGUAUUACAAGAACAAAUUCUUGGGAUAAGAGUGUUUAUGAUGCGAGUGUAAAUCAAGGCUGUGGUUUCUGUUUUGCGAAACAUUCAAUUUCAGAUUCUAAGAAUGGAUCUCCGACUGAUCCGAAUCAUCCGAAGUUCACUGAUGAAAUGUUGAAAGUUCUUAUUGAAAAGAAUGAUUUCUAUUCCAAAGAAUCCAAUCCUCAUUUGGAUUUUCAAGUGGACACUAAACAGGAAGAAGACAUCCAAUUGGGGUUUGCUUGUUGAGAUUGAAAGUUGCUUGAAGCUGCACUUUGUGUCUGUCUAACUGAUGUUAAGGUGUGGAAGAUGGUCUUUGUUCAUUGUUUGAUGAUAACUUGGAUUGGAGGUCCCUCCAAAUGAUCCCUCUUCCCAAGCCAUUGUUAUGGAGGCAGGACCUUGUUUGAGCCUCUCUGAGUCGAGUUCGUCGUCCUGCUUUCGUUCUCCGUUCACCGAGGAAGACCCCGUUCAAUAUGGAGCUGAAACCGAGAUUAUUUUGAUGACUAGAGUUUCUGGUUUUGAUUGUUGGUUCUUCAGUCUGGAGGGUUUUGGCUAUGGUUUCCUCUUUGAUGGUAGCGGCCAUGGCUUUGCUU
This is a messenger RNA of Cucurbita moschata (crookneck pumpkin), 1034 nucleotides long. RefSeq lists its product as uncharacterized. The transcript has 3 exons. Lineage: Eukaryota; Viridiplantae; Streptophyta; Magnoliopsida; Cucurbitales; Cucurbitaceae. The coding region runs from base 139 to 690 and encodes 183 amino acids. The record is from RefSeq and is a predicted model, not a curated record.